CUGUUUCCUUUGCCAUUAGAGAGAGAGAGAGAGAGAGAGAGAGAGAGAGGAGAGAAAGAUGUGGCCAUUUAGCAGAAGAGGUGCGUCUGGAUUCUCAUGGUAUUCCACCGCUGAGGAGGUCACCGAAGGCCUUGAUGGCUCCGGCCUCACCGCCGUCGUCACAGGAGCAUCAAGUGGGAUUGGAUCCGAAACGGCGCGUGUUCUGGCACUGCGAGGUGUUCAUGUCGUCAUGGCUGUUAGGAACUUGUCUUCUGGUUCCGUUGUCAAAGAUUCGAUCUUGAAUGAGAUUCCUUCUGCUAAAGUUGAUGUCUUGGAGCUGGAUCUUACUUCUAUGGCUUCUGUGAGGAAGUUUGCUUCGGAUUUUGAUGCUCUUAACCUCUCCUUGAAUAUUCUCGUCAACAAUGCAGGAGUCAUGGCCACUCCCUUUAUGCUUUCCCAGGAUGGGAUAGAGAUCCAGUUUGCAACAAAUCACGUAGGUCACUUUCUUUUGACACAUCUUCUAUUGGAUAACAUGAAGAAUACAGCUCAUAAAAGUAGCAUUGAAGGGAGGAUUGUGAAUGUUUCUUCUGAGGGGCAUAGGUUUGCCUAUCGAGAAGGAAUUCGCUUUGAUAAGAUAAAUAAUGAAUCAGAAUAUACUAGUUUCUGGGCCUAUGGGCAGUCAAAACUUGCAAACAUAUUGCAUGCCAAUGAGCUCACCAGGCGUUUCAAGGAAGAGGGGGUGAACAUAACUGCUAAUUCUCUUCAUCCAGGAUCUAUUAUCACAAAUCUUCUGCGUUAUCACAGUUUCAUUGAUGUUAUUUCUCGUACGCUUGGGAGAUUGGUAUUGAAAAAUGCUCAGCAGGGUGCGGCGACUACUUGCUAUGUAGCUUUGCAUCCUCAAGUCGAAGGGGUGAGUGGGAAGUACUUCGAUAGCAGUAAUUUAGCUACACCAAGCUCCAAAGCUCUGGACAUGGACCUAGCCAAGAAACUGUGGGAUUUCAGCAUGGAAUUGAUUGGCUAAUGCAGUCAGGAAGCUCUUUCUUUUUAGAGGUCAUUACUAUCAAUGGAUGAUGUUUUUAGUUAAGGCAUUUCACUAUAUGUGUGUUUGGAGGUAACCGUGUAAUUUACCCAAUAAUAAUUAUGUAUCCUAGCAAUUACUUAAAAGACAAGGUGUUUUAAUAGUAAUUAUACAAUUACAUCUAAA
Dioscorea cayenensis subsp. rotundata (Guinea yam) is the source of this 1183-nucleotide messenger RNA. RefSeq names its product short-chain dehydrogenase TIC 32, chloroplastic-like. Bases 59 to 1000 code for a protein of 313 amino acids. The record is from RefSeq and is a predicted model, not a curated record. The transcript has 8 exons. Lineage: Eukaryota; Viridiplantae; Streptophyta; Magnoliopsida; Dioscoreales; Dioscoreaceae.